Molecule: messenger RNA, 1655 nt
Organism: Pomacea canaliculata
Lineage: Eukaryota; Metazoa; Mollusca; Gastropoda; Architaenioglossa; Ampullariidae
Product: angiopoietin-related protein 7-like
Exons: 9
Coding region: 103-1611 (502 amino acids)
Source: RefSeq, a predicted model, not a curated record
AGAUUUCUGGAAGUUGCCAGAAGAAUGUCAGGGUCAACAGUGGUUCAAGGUCCGUUCUCCAUUGGCUUUGCCGAGGUGGAAUAGUUUCUCUGAAGUUGCAACAUGUGGUUGUCUUGGACUUCAGCAUCUCUCGCCUUCCAGUCGUUUUUAAUCGCAGCAAGCGCUUUGGAGUGGUCUUCUUCUCCUAGAGUCGGUGAAGUCACCAACGCAUGCGCAGGAAGUGACGUCUCCAUCCCAUGGUCCUUCACGAGUGAUACACCUGAAACCAUCUUGGAUGUUACUUGGUAUUCUGAGCGCAGCAAGGAAAACCAGACUGUCCUCGCUACCUUCAUCAGCGGCCAGUUUUUCUCGUCGUCAACGACGAUUGUGCAGUACGUACCCAACGCCGGGCUUCUGCUGCGGGAUGUGAUGAUCAGCGAUGCGGGACUGUACACAGUGCGCGUGCAUGCGUACAACGCUAGUCACGUGACAGAAAGCAGUCGCUUCACUCAUGUUGAGAUCGCUGCUCCUCCAGCUGGAACACAGCUCCACGCGCAUCGCCGUCCUCUACCGGUGAAAGAUGACGUCACAGGCACUUGGCACGUGGUGCUGGAGUGUGGAGAGUUCACAGACCUGGGUCAGCCGUCAGUCAGGGUGCAAUGGCAGACACCUUCGGGAUCCGCUUAUCCCAGCUCCAGCUACCAGGAGGGUUAUUUCCUGUUAUCACUAAACACUUCAGCGGAGACUGGAAACUACUCGUGUUCCAUUCUGCACCAGAGUCCGGCAAGGCAAUGCCUAGCGAGUGAUUCCCCUUUGUUAGGGGAGGCCACUGUCUACGUGGACGGCGAUGACGUGCGGAUGACGCUGUUGGAAGCCAACGAGCAGCAGCUGUUUGAAGGGAUGUGGCAGGAGGACGAGGAUCUGGCGUCACAGCUCCGACGUUACCAGGAGCAGCUGCAGCAGCUGGACAGGCAGCAAGCCAGCGUUGAUAUGUUGCACCAGCCAGCCACGUGCCGAGACGUGCAGCGUUAUGACAACGACAGUGUCGUGCACGUCGUCUUCCAUGAAGGCACCAACAUCUCGGUGUACUGUGACCAGGUUACAGACGGCGGUGGAUGGAUGGUUAUUCAGCGGCGUCAAGAUGGCUCCGAAGAUUUCUACCGCAACUGGACAGACUAUAAACAAGGUUUUGGUAAUCUGAGGCGAGAGUUCUGGCUGGGGCUGGACAACAUGCACGUGCUGACAUCAGCCAGAAGGCACGAGCUGCGUGUGGACCUGGAGGACUUCGAUGGAAACCAGACCUUCGCCGUCUACAGCGGCUUCACGGUUGGGAAUGAAAGUACUGGCUUUAAGCUCCGAGUCGACAAUUUCACUGGUGGAGACGCAGGAGACAGUCUGAUGUACCACAAUGGGCAGGAGUUCGCCACAAAGGAUCACGGGAGGCCACGGGCUUUGACAUGUGCUCUCAAGUAUCACGGGGCGUGGUGGUACAACGACUGUUACAACUCCAAUCUCAACGGCGUCUACAUCACCAACGCGCCGCUGCCUCACUUGAAUGGGGUCACGUGGUUUACUUUCCGUCAAAGUUACAGAUCGCUGAAACGAGCGGAAAUGAAAAUACGACCUGUGUAACGGCAGCAGUUCGAAAAUUAAAAUGUUGUUUCUUGUGCAUUUUA